CGUGCCGAGCCGGGCCGGGCGGGCGGGGCAUGGCGGCGGCGGGGCCGUGGUGCCCGGUGGGCGGGCGGCGGCGGGGCCGGGCGGGCCGGGGCGCGGAGGAGGGCAGCGCGGUGCUGCGGAGGCUGCGGGAGGCCCGGGACGAUCUGCUGAGCUCCGGUUUCUGGGCGGCGAGCGCCGGAGCCGUGCGGGCCCCCCUGGCCGCCAGCACCGAGCCCCCCGCCCGCUGCGUCUGCUACGGGCUGGGCCGGUUCAGCGGCUGCCCCAGCGCCCGGUACCAACUGGCCUUUCUGCUGCUGCUGCUGGAGGAGCUGGGGCUGCCCCCCGAGCAGUGCUGGUUGUUCGACCCCGCGUUCUCGGAGCAGGAGGUGGCUGUGCUGGGGCAGCUGGGGCUGAGGCUGCUCCCGGACAACGAGGAAGGAAAACACGACGUUGAGGGAUCAUCCACCCUGUUUUACAUGGUGCACUGUGGGAAGGCCUUGUACAACAACCUGCUGUGGAAGAACUGGGCCACGGGGUCCUUGUCCAAAAUGGUCAUCGUUGGGAACAGCUUUAAAGGAAUCGAGGAAAGGUUCUGGUGCCUCCAUCUGGGUUUUCCUCUCCUUGCUUCCUUUACUCCAUUUUCCCCCCUGUUGUUUCUGAGAAUGAUUUCCAGAUUUUGCUCCUUUUCAGCUUGCAGUCAUCAAGCAUCUCCUGCCUUUUCUGUCCCCCAUCCCUGUUCAGAAAAGUUGUCUUCAUUUCUCAGGAGUGUCGUGUCUGAUGCUGGUUCCCUUUGUGAUUCUAGGUUGUUGUCAAGAAUACUGGAGAGAGAUUAUUCUUACAUAGCCAAGGUCUUGAAAGGGACAGAGGAGGUGGCCCUCCCUGCCCACCCACGGUACCUGGACACCUUUAACGACACCUCUGUCCACUGGUUUCCCUUGCAAAAACUGCAGGAACUCUCCCCCCAGCUCUGGGACUGUGUGGAGGAGCCAACGUACCAGGACUGUGAUGACUUGGAGAUCAUCAGGAAGGAGGAGGGAGGUGGGAGACACAGCCCCACUGCCACCCAGUGCUGACCCCUGCAGCGGGGGCACCGGGUGCUGAGCCUGGUGGGACAUUUUUGUAUUUUAUUAUUUAAUAAAAGGUGAAGCUGUG
Molecule: messenger RNA, 1131 nt
Organism: Apus apus (common swift)
Lineage: Eukaryota; Metazoa; Chordata; Aves; Apodiformes; Apodidae
Gene: SRRD
Product: SRR1 domain containing
Exons: 6
Coding region: 30-1052 (340 amino acids)
Biological process (GO): microtubule-based process
Cellular component (GO): nucleus; cytoplasm
Source: RefSeq, a predicted model, not a curated record